GUAACACUUAUUUAUCACACAAAUGUUUCAUUGUAUUAAAUAUUUAUUAAAAUUGUUUAAUUUCACAACAAACUAAUAAAAAAUGUUUAUUAUUUAUUUAUUUCUCAUAAUAUUCGUGCAAAACCUCGAUGUUAUAAAUGGACAGGAGAUCCGUACGUGUGAUGAGAGCUAUUGUAGAAACCCUCAAAACGGCGUUUGUAAGGAAAUACAUUGCGUCGGAAAGGAUAAGAUGUUGUAUAAAAACGCUACCACUUGCGGAUGUUGUCACAAAUGCAUCAAAAUAUUAGAGGAGGGCGACCCGUGUCAGCUUUCGAUGUUUCGCACACUUCCCGAGUCUGUGUGCGGACCGCACCUCAAGUGUCAACAGGUGGACAGAGACCGCAUUUGCCGCAAAAUUUCGGAUAUUCCCGAGUCGGACGACGAGACUGUAGGCCUUUGCGAGAGGGAAUUAGUUGACCUUGAUAAAUAUUCGGUCGGAAAGCCUGUACCCGAAUGCGACGAUUUUGGUCAAUACGCGCCCAAACUCUGUCGAAACGGCACUUUGUGUCAUUGUGUCGACAAAAACGGUCAAAGAAUCUUCGGUUCCGCCACAUAUGAUAAGUCGGAUGACAUGGAUUGCUGUGAG
Molecule: messenger RNA, 625 nt
Organism: Medioppia subpectinata
Lineage: Eukaryota; Metazoa; Arthropoda; Arachnida; Sarcoptiformes; Oppiidae
Source: the annotation of a GenBank genome assembly